Messenger RNA from Penicillium alfredii, 1614 nucleotides. RefSeq names its product GNAT family N-acetyltransferase. Bases 1 to 1614 code for a protein of 537 amino acids. Gene Ontology annotation, biological process: siderophore biosynthetic process. The transcript is spliced from 2 exons. The record is from RefSeq and is a predicted model, not a curated record. Lineage: Eukaryota; Fungi; Ascomycota; Eurotiomycetes; Eurotiales; Aspergillaceae.
AUGCGACACAACACCUGCCACCUCCCCAAUGGGCUGAUCUUCACCGUGUCGCCAGUGUUUGGCGGCGUCACCUUCAAGUCCACCGAUCAGAACACACACAACUCCACCUUCCCUCCCGGCUGGACCAUCAUCAUUCACACGGACAAAUCCCACGAUAACCAGACGAAAACGCAAGAUGAUCCAGAAACCGACCAGGAGCAAUCCUCCGAGGAUGAGGAGGACAAGAAGACCACUCCGUUCAAGACCCCGACCCUGACUCGCGAUUGUCUCUACAUUUCGUAUAUUGUCAACCCGCCCUCCAGCGAAUACAAACCGGUCAUCUCGCCGACGCGCCAGAUUGCCAUGAUGCUCUGGGCCACUUUGUGGUGGUACUUCCAUGAACCGGAGCCAGACCUACGUCUGGAGACGCCAGCCUCGAGCAAGACGCCGCACCAGGGACGACCCAAGGGCGAAUGGCGGGUCAAUAUUAAGCGGGAGGGCAUUUUCAAGGGCCGCAACCUGCUGCAGAAGCUCGAGCGCAUGGGGCUUGUCACCACCGAGGAUUCCUCUGUUGGGUUUCAGCCCGUCGAGACGAGAGACUCGAGCAGCUGGACGAACAUGUUCGUCAGCCGGCGCACCUUCUGGCAGCUUGACCCCCGCCUGUUUCUGUUUACGCUCACGCCACGCGGCGCUCCGGCGUCUCCGUCAUUGACGCCGUUCCAGUCCCGUCGCGCAUCCCCGACUCGGGAAAGACUGCCCACCCCGUCGAGUUCGUCGACCCUGGCGCCCGCCGAGGCGACUUUCCACACGGCCAACUCUGGUCCUUUCACCUCGGUCGGGCCCUUCUCCUCGGGGAGCCAUCUCCCGACGUACUACCCGCCUCCGCCGACGCAGUACACCUUCACGAAUGACGUACGGCAUCCCAUCCGGCCCAAACCGCCGCACCAGGGUGAGGUGUUUUACGUACGCUACAUCCCCAGCGUGAAGCAGUACCUGUCAUUCCGGGUACCGUUUGUCCCGAUAAGCAAAUCGGGAUCGGCGCAGGGAUCUAUAAACAAUAUUAGUCGUCCUUCGACACCCACACAUGCCCUCAGUGCGUCAGUCACGAGCAUCGAGCAGCAUGUCAGCCGAGACAUGCCAUCAGACCUGGAGACCCUGCACCGGUGGAUGAACGAUCCACGCGUCGAAGCCAUGUGGGGUGAAGGAGGCCCGCAGUCUCACCAGGAAAAGUUCCUGCUUGCCAACCUGACCAGCCGCCACAGCUUCCCCGUGUUCGGGUGCUGGGAUGGCAAACCGUUCGGCUACUUUGAGAUCUACUGGGUGAAAGAGGACCGGUUGGGCCGGCUCUUGGACAAUGUGGGCAACUAUGACCGUGGCAUCCACUUGCUCGUGGGUGAACAGGAGUUCCGUGGUUCCCAUCGCGUGGCUAUUUGGCUCAGCGCCCUAGUGCAUCAUUGCUUCUUGGCUGAUAUGAGGACGGAGACUGUGGUGUUGGAGCCGCGGGUCGAUAAUACCAAACUCAUCUCUUAUCUCCAGGAUAAUGGCUUCUACAAGGAGGGCGAGGUCAGCUUCCCGCACAAGAGGUCCGCCGUGAUGAAAAUCAAGCGCGAGCACUGGGAGGCUCCGGCUCUGUAG